Cheilinus undulatus (humphead wrasse) is the source of this 961-nucleotide messenger RNA. RefSeq names its product ADP ribosylation factor like GTPase 3, like 1 (gene arl3l1). Bases 1 to 564 code for a protein of 187 amino acids. The record is from RefSeq and is a predicted model, not a curated record. Gene Ontology annotation, biological process: cilium assembly. Gene Ontology annotation, molecular function: GTP binding; GTPase activity. The transcript has 6 exons. NCBI's taxonomy places the organism in Eukaryota, Metazoa, Chordata, Actinopteri, Labriformes, Labridae. Gene Ontology annotation, cellular component: cytoplasm; microtubule cytoskeleton.
AUGGGAGAAGCUCAAAAGGGCUUACUCUCUGUCAUUGAGAAACUGAAAGGAACCACAGAGCAGGAGGUCAGGAUAGUGCUGCUGGGGUUGGACAAUGCUGGUAAGACCACUCUGCUAAAGAGUCUCGCCUCUGAGGAUGUGAACACCAUCACACCAACACAGGGCUUCAACAUCAAGAGUGUCGCCUCUCAUGGCAUGAAACUCAAUGUUUGGGACAUCGGAGGGCAGAGGAAGAUCAGGCCCUUCUGGAAAAAGUACCUGGAAAACACAGAUCUGCUGAUUUAUGUUAUCGACAGCGCAGACAAGAAGCGGUUUGAGGAGACGGGACUGGAGCUGUCCGAGCUAAUCGAUGAGGAGAAUCUCAAGGGAGUUCCUGUGCUCAUCUUUGCCAACAAGCAGGAUCUGGCCACAGCAUCACCAGCCAGCGAGAUCGCUGAGGGACUCAACCUGCAUACAUACCGAGACCGUGAGUGGCAGAUUCAGGCCUGCUCAGCUGUGUCUGGGGAGGGAGUUCAGGAUGGCAUGAACUGGAUUUGCAACAACAUUGUAAAUAAGAAGAAAUGAAACAGGACCCAAACAACAGCGACCAUAAAACCAACAUAUAUCCAGCAUUACGAAAGGAAUUAAAGAUAUAUUUCAGUCCAGUAAAUAUCAACACACACCACCUCAACGUUCCUUACAAAUUUGAAUGAUUAUUCUGUUUUUACAAUUCCUGUCAUUUUUAUGGAUAUUUUGUUAAUUCAAAUAACUUAGUUACCAUGUGGAAAAUAGCCACAGUGUGUGUUUUUGUCCCCAGUUUUCCCUGGGAUCUCUGUCUGGUGAAUUUGUGCGUUUUCUGUAACUUGGGGGAAACCAAACUGAGUGUGUAGUCAUGUAGUAACAUUCAGAUGUAUAGCUUCUCGUUCAGUAUGGGUGUAAAGUGUAUGUUUUGAGAUUUUUGACAUUAAAAUAGUCAAUUAUG